AUGCCCUCCAUCUCCUUUCCAGACCCCUCGACUGUUCUCGGUAAUAUCCUUGCACAGUCCUCUGCAGAGGCUGCUUCUCUCCAUGGCCGCAAGGCGAAAACGCCGAUGCUUGCGGGGGCCAUCAUCGGGUCGAUAAUGGGCGCAGCAUACGUUGUCGGGUUCACGAUCUACUUCUACAAGCGGUGGCGGCACAAGAAGCUGAAGCGGCGCAUCGAGGCGGGCAAGGCACCGCCCCAGCCAGUCGUCGAGCCAAAGGAGCGGGUGGUUAUUCCGCCCGACCCAGCUGUGCUUUUGGGGCAGCAUAAGGGCGGGGAGGUUAUCUUGGUGGACGAGAAGGAGAAGCGGCACCACCACCACAGGCAAAAGUCGAAUGGACACGUGCAUGGGAAUGGGAAAGGGGUACAUGGCGACGCAGAUGGGGGAGGCUCGACUUCGCAUUUGGUUGAGGAGACGACCUGA
Molecule: messenger RNA, 459 nt
Organism: Mycena indigotica
Lineage: Eukaryota; Fungi; Basidiomycota; Agaricomycetes; Agaricales; Mycenaceae
Product: Protein kinase domain-containing protein
Exons: 3
Coding region: 1-459 (152 amino acids)
Source: RefSeq, a predicted model, not a curated record